UUAUUCCCCCCCCCCCCCAAAUUUUCUUUUUCUUUCUGCUCGGGGAUUCUCUGAAAUCCCCGCCGUGUGCGAUUCUCGUCCGUCUUCCGCCGCCGCAUUUGUCGUUAUAGAUCUGAAGGAAACACAUCAAGGUUUGAUGAACGGUGUAUCUAGUAGCUUAAGGGCAGCUUUUUCCCACUGUGUACAUCAAGUGAGGAGCUAUGAUUAUCAUCACUACCUUUGCCUCCUUGAGCUCCCCGCUAACAUGCGAAAGGCUGCAUUUGCACUUCGUGCCUUCAAUGUUGAAACUGCCAGAGCCAUGGAUGUUGCUUCUGAUCCCAAGAUUGGUCUCAUGCGACUUGUUUGGUGGCAAGAAGCCAUUGACAAAAUUUAUGCUAACAAGUUGAUUGAGCACCCGACAGCACUGGCCCUCUCUUCAGUUGUAUCUGAAAGUAAAAUUAGCAAGGUUUGGUUAAAACGGGUAGUUGAUGCUCGGAUCAAUGAUGCAAAUAGAGAAGUUACUGACCUACCAGAGACUAUUGAGGAGUUAGAGAAAUAUGCAGAGGAUACUGCAUCAACUCUUCUCUACAUGACUCUUCAAGCCGGUGGUAUCAGGUCUACUGGAGUUGACCAUGCUGCAUCACAUGUUGGUAAGGCAAGUGGCCUCCUUUUGCUACUUAAGUCACUGCCAUACCAUGCUAGCCGCAACCGUCACUCUUCUUACAUACCAUCUAAUGUGGCUGUUAAGCAUGGGCUGUUAGUUAAGGAAGGAGGUCGAUUGGAGAUCAACCUGGAUUCUCAGGAGCACUUAUGUGAUGCGGUCUUUGAAAUGGCAUCAGUAGCCAAUGCCCAUUUGGUGAAAGCUCGUGAAUUAGCCAAUGCUGUGCCAUCUGAGGCACGAAAAGCACUUCUACCAGCUGUGCCUGCCCAAGAUCUGUUGGAUUCCCUCAGCAAUGUGCAGUUUAAUGUUUUUGAUUCAAGGUUAUCAAAAGGGAUUUUGGGUAAACCUCCAUUGUGGUUCCAGAUGAAACUAAAGUGGUAUUCAUGGCGGGGGCUAUACUGAUGAAUUUAUUGUUACAAUUUCUGUCAGCUGAAUAGUUUCAGUUGACCAAUGAAACCAUAAACAAGUUCUCUGUUGUAUUUUUUUCUUUCUUAAUAAGGGGAUUGAGUAUCCUCAUGAUACACGUUUAUUGACAAAUGAACAGCGAUCAUUGCAAGCAACGGGUUUGUUGUUCUUUGUAAUUUAUAAUAGUGUAAUUUUGCAAUUCUGUUAUGAUAAAGAUGUUCCACUUAGGCU
Messenger RNA from Hibiscus syriacus, 1276 nucleotides. RefSeq names its product NADH dehydrogenase (ubiquinone) complex I, assembly factor 6-like. NCBI's taxonomy places the organism in Eukaryota, Viridiplantae, Streptophyta, Magnoliopsida, Malvales, Malvaceae. Gene Ontology annotation, cellular component: mitochondrion. The record is from RefSeq and is a predicted model, not a curated record. Gene Ontology annotation, biological process: biosynthetic process; mitochondrial respiratory chain complex I assembly. The coding region runs from base 137 to 1042 and encodes 301 amino acids. The transcript has 2 exons.